AUGAUUAUAUUCUUGGUGUUUGCGAUUGCUAAAGGCAGCUAUACAAAUGAAUGUUGCAAAUGUCCAACUUCAGCCAUUCAAUCACCAGCACCUUGUCCCCAACAUACACCACCAGUAUUUUGUCCACCACAUACAUCACAACUUCCUUGUCCACCUAUAUAUUGCCCACCACCACCUGUAUGUCCUCCUCCACUACCUCCUCCUCCACCUGUUUUACCAGUUUGCCCACCACCAAUAUUAUGCCCACAAGCACUGCAUUAUCCACCAGUCUCUCCAUUUAAACCGAUUCCAUGCGCUCAAUCAAAUUCAUUCAUAGGAAGAAGUGGUGAUAAUUAUCCAGUUGGAGGCAUUCUUCCACCACCCAGAACGAUCCAGAAUACAUAUCAAACAACUGAAAAAGAAAAAGAAAGUAAGGAUAAUGAUGAAUCUGAACCAAUAGAAAUCAUGAAAGCAGUGUUUCCAAAAACACAAUGGAAAAUCCCUCAAGAAACGGAAAAGUUAGCAAGUAUUAACGAUGAUCACUAUACUGUACCACCUUAUAGUGAUUCUCUUCAAUUGCUUUCUUCGAAGAAAAAGCCAGUUAGAUAUUACGCUAGCAAACUAUUGAAAGAAAACGCAUCUUUUGGGCCAAUUAUCAGUUACAUACAAGAUAGCGAGGAACAUCAGAAGAAAAAUUACUUUUCGAUAAGUCAGAAUGACUGCUGUUCUGGUUGCAACCAGCCUUGUCAAUUCACACAGCAUAAUUCAAGUACAAGAAGAUCAGCAAAGAUUACGACAAAUCCAAUAUGUAACAAUGUCAUUCUUCGCUACCUCAUGAACCAGGUCAUCGUACCAGAUAUAACUGAAGCUAAACGAAGAAUUCAACGAAUUAGUGAAAGACUUCUUCUGGGUGAAUUCAAUGUUGUUUGUGGGAAAGAAUUCGCUUAUGUUAUACAUGCGCAAGAGUUUUGCCUACAUUCUGUUAGUGAUGUAACAUGCUAUAUGUUCCGUACGGACAAAUAG
Messenger RNA from Dracunculus medinensis (Guinea worm), 1002 nucleotides. The record is from the annotation of a GenBank genome assembly. Lineage: Eukaryota; Metazoa; Nematoda; Chromadorea; Rhabditida; Dracunculidae.